Kazachstania africana CBS 2517 is the source of this 2871-nucleotide messenger RNA. It is a transcript of the gene ALA1, whose product is annotated as alanine--tRNA ligase. The coding region runs from base 1 to 2871 and encodes 956 amino acids. Gene Ontology annotation, cellular component: cytoplasm; mitochondrion. The record is from RefSeq and is a predicted model, not a curated record. Gene Ontology annotation, biological process: tRNA modification; alanyl-tRNA aminoacylation. NCBI's taxonomy places the organism in Eukaryota, Fungi, Ascomycota, Saccharomycetes, Saccharomycetales, Saccharomycetaceae. The transcript has a single exon. Gene Ontology annotation, molecular function: amino acid binding; ATP binding; nucleic acid binding.
AUGACUAUAGGUGACAAGCAAAAAUGGACUGCUACGAAUGUUCGUAAUACGUUCUUAAACUAUUUUAAUUCCAAAGAACACAAAUUCAUCAAGUCCUCCCCAGUCGUACCAUUCGAUGAUCCAACUUUAUUAUUCGCUAAUGCUGGUAUGAACCAAUAUAAACCAAUUUUCCUUGGUACUGUUGAUCCAGCUUCUGAAUUUUACACUUUAAAGAGGGCUUACAACUCUCAAAAGUGUGUUAGAGCUGGUGGUAAGCAUAACGAUUUGGAAGAUGUUGGUAAGGAUUCUUAUCAUCACACUUUCUUUGAAAUGUUAGGUAACUGGUCUUUCGGUGACUAUUUCAAGACUGAUGCUAUCCAUUACGCUUGGGAUUUAUUAACUAAUGUAUACGGUAUUCCAAAAGACAGACUUUAUGUCACCUAUUUUGAAGGUGAUGCCAAGCAAGGCCUAGAAGCUGAUGAAGAAGCUCGUCAAUUAUGGAGAGAUGUUGGUGUCCCAGAAGAUCAUAUCUUACCAGGUAAUGCCAAGGAUAAUUUCUGGGAAAUGGGUGACCAAGGUCCAUGUGGUCCAUGUUCUGAAAUCCAUUAUGAUAGAAUCGGUGGGAGAAAUGCCGCUUCUUUAGUUAACCAAGAUGAUCCAGAUGUCUUGGAAGUCUGGAAUUUAGUUUUCAUUCAAUAUAACAGAGAAAGCGAUGGUUCUUUGAAAUCAUUACCUGCUAAACAUAUCGAUACCGGUAUGGGUUUUGAAAGAUUGGUUUCCGUCUUACAAGACGUCAGAUCUAACUACGAUACAGAUGUUUUCCAACCUUUAUUUGCGAAGAUUCAAGAAAUUACCGGUGCUAGAUCAUACACUGGUAAAUUCGGUGAUGAAGACAAAGAUAACAUAGAUACCGCCUACAGAGUCUUAGCUGAUCAUGUUCGUACAUUAACUUUCGCUUUAGCUGACGGUGGUGUUCCAAAUAACGAAGGUAGAGGUUACGUCUUAAGACGUAUCUUAAGAAGAGGUGCUCGUUAUGCUCGUAAAUACAUGAACUACCCAAUCGGUAACUUCUUCUCCACGUUAGCUCCAACUUUAAUCGAACAAGUCAAAGAUAUCUUCCCAGAAUUAACUAAAGACCCAUCUUUCUUAUUUGAAAUCUUAGAUGAAGAAGAAGCCUCUUUCGCUAAGACAUUAGAUCGUGGUGAAAGAUUAUUCGAAAAAUACGCUACUACUGCUUCUCAAACUACUUCAAAGACUCUAGACGGUAAGCAAGUAUGGAGAUUAUAUGACACUUACGGUUUCCCAGUUGAUUUAACCGAAUUAAUGGCAGAAGAACAAGGCCUGAAAAUUGAUGGACCAGGUUUCGAGAAAGCUAAGCAAGAAUCUUAUGAAGCUUCCAAGAGAGGUGGUAAGAAGGGUGGUUCCGAUUUAAUCAAAUUAAAUGUCCACGAAUUAAAUGAACUGAAUGAAGAAAACGUCGCAAAGACUGACGAUAAAGCUAAGUACGGUACUGAAAACAUUGAAGGUACUAUCUUAAAAUUACAUGACGGUUCUAAUUUUGUCAAUGAAAUCAGCGAACCAGGUAAGAAAUACGGUAUUAUUUUAGAUAAGACAUGUUUCUACGCUGAACAAGGUGGUCAAGAAUAUGACACUGGUAAAAUUGUCAUUGAUGAUGUUGCUGAAUUCAACGUCGAAAAUGUUCAAUUAUACAACGGUUUCGUUUUCCACACUGGUUCUUUAGAAGAAGGUAAAUUGUCUGUUGGUGAUAAGAUCAUUGCUGCCUAUGAUGAAUUACGCCGUUUCCCAAUUAAGAACAACCAUACCGGUACACAUAUCUUGAAUUUAGCCCUAAAAGAAACAUUAGGUAACGAUGUUGAUCAAAAGGGUUCUUUAGUUGCACCAGAAAAGUUGAGAUUCGAUUUCUCUCACAAGAAAGCCUUAACUAUUGAUGAAUUACGUGACGUUGAAAAAAUUUCCAACCAACAAAUUAAAGACAAUUUAACUGUCUACUACAAGGACGUCCCAUUAGACUUAGCCAAACAAAUUUCAUCUGUUCGUGCCGUCUUUGGUGAAACUUAUCCAGAUCCUGUCCGUGUUGUCUCUGUUGGUGUUCCAGUUGAUGAUCUAUUGGCUAACCCAACUAGUGAAGAAUGGCAUAAGUACUCUGUCGAAUUCUGUGGUGGUACCCAUGUUAACAAGACUUCUGACAUUAAGUACUUUGUCGUCUUAGAAGAAAGUGGUAUUGCUAAGGGUAUCAGAAGAAUUGUUGCCGUCACUGGUACUGAAGCUUUUGAAGCUCAAAGAAUCGCUGAUGAAUUUGCUGAAGCUUUAACUAGGGCUGAACAAUUACCAUUUUCUCCAAUCAAAGAAAAGAAAUUAAAGGAGUUAGGUGUUCAAUUGGGACAGUUAUCCAUUUCUGUUAUCACAAAGCAUGAAUUAAAAGAAAAAUUCAACAAGGCUGAUAAGCUUGUUAAGGAUGAAGUCAAAUCAAGAGCCAAGAAGGAAAUCAAGCAAACUGUUGAUGAAGUUAAAAACUAUUUCGCCGAAAAUCAGGACGCUAAAUAUUUCGUCAAAUUCAUUGAUAUUCCAACGAAUGCUAAGGCUAUCACUGAAGCGGUUAACUUCAUGAAGACCUCCGCCAAGGACAAAUCAAUGUAUUUAUUCACAGGUAACGAUCCAGAGGGCAAGAUUGCACAUGGUUGUUACAUUUCUGAUGACGCUCUUUCUCAAGGUAUUGAAGGUCAAACUUUAAUCAAGCAAGUUUCAAGUAUCGUCGGUGGUAAAGCUGGUGGUAAAGGUAACGUGUUCCAAGGUAUGGGUGACAAAUCCGUUGAAGUUAACAAGGCUGUCGUUGAACUUGACACCUUAUUCAAAGAAAAAUUAUCUAUCUAA